Petromyzon marinus (sea lamprey) is the source of this 2701-nucleotide messenger RNA. RefSeq lists its product as uncharacterized. The record is from RefSeq and is a predicted model, not a curated record. NCBI's taxonomy places the organism in Eukaryota, Metazoa, Chordata, Hyperoartia, Petromyzontiformes, Petromyzontidae.
CCCCCUCGCUCCUCCCCCUUCUCCCCUCACCUGGAAGCGGUAACGAGGCCUUCCGGUUUUCCUUGUUCUUGUUUUAUCGACGCGCCUUCGGGCAGAGGGAGCCUGGGCCUCGUCUUCCGGAAGUGGAAUCGACUUCCGGAAGAUUCGCCCUGCCCGCCUGGCCCUCGUCUUCCGGAAGUAGAAUCGACUUCCGGAAGAUUCGCUCUGCCCGCCUGGCCCUCGUCUUCCGGAAGUGGAAUUCUACUUCCGGCAGACGUUGCCUCUGGCCUCCCGGGCUUCACGUUAAAGGCAGCGGCGAGGGAGCUUCACGGUCCGCCCGCGUUGUUUCGCCCUCCUCGGUGUGGCGGUGCUGCUGCUGCUGCCUCUCCGCCGCUCCGUCCCCGGUUUAUUUCGAAGGGUUUGCGAAACGCAUGGCCACACUGAUGCAGAUCUACCAGUGUUCCAAGUGCCUGGAGCAGUUUCACGAUGUGGACCUGGCCCUCACGCACGACUGUCCACUGCUGGAGGCCGAGACCAGCGUCCCUGACCCACCCAGCUCACCUCCCGUUGCCAGCUCUCCCAGCCCAAACGAUAACAAGGACACUGAUAUCAACGAUUUGACAGAGUAUAGGACACAUUCUCCAGCUCACAAAUGGGGCGAGGAGACCACCCAGCUGCUCAUCUCGCUCUACAAGGAACGGCAACAUCAGUUCGCGUGCGGAAGGCACAAGAAGAAGAACCUGUGGAACGAAAUAUCAAGCGGCCUCCAGGCCAAGGGCCACAUGUUCACGCAGUGGCAGUGCGAACACCGGUGGAAGAUGCUCCUCAAGGUCUACAGCAAAGUCGUCGACCAGCACAAGUUCGGCAACAGUCGGACGGAAUGCACCUUCUUCAAUGAGCUCGACGAGAUGUACGGGCCGGACGCGGAGAUCCAUCCCGUGGCCACACGCAGCUCGCUCAUCAUGAACCGGCCCUUAAUGGUGCAAGUGGUGCUGUCGGAGCAGGGCGAGCACCAGCUGAGCGAGGAGGUCCCGUCGUCGCAACCGGAGGUGCUAGAGUGGCCCGUUGCAUCGGCCACCGCGGUGGAGGUGGAAGUGGAGGUCCAGGCCAGAGCGAGGAAGAGGCGCAGGGUGAUGUGGAAGAGUGGUGUGCCCCAGUGGGUCAAGGACUUAAAGAAGGAAAGCUUCGACUUAGAGUUGCAGAAGAUUGAGGAUGCACGCCAGAUGCACGAGGAGGAGAUGGGCGUGCUUUCGGAGUUGCUGGGCAUUCUCAAAUCGCAUGUUAAAGGCAAACUUUCCGACGAUUUGGUCGCUUCUGCAACGCUCUGAGGUGUUCCCCGUGCAUCUAUGCAUGGAGAGGAAUUUGACGUGGGCUACAAAACAGAUGCAAAAACAAUUCUCAGAUGCAGAUGAGCUUAAUUAACUUGUCAUUAAUAGGUUUUGCGCCUUAUUGUAAAGUGCCCUGGAAAUGGUACUAUAUACAUACUAAAUAGAAUAAAGGUAGUGUGUGUAGUGUGUUUAAAAACGACUUUGUUUUUAACACAGGUGCAUUGUGCAUUUUUUUAUACUUAAGUUUUGUUUCCAGUGUUUUAAUCAUUCAAACACUGAAAUAUUAUUUACAAUAUGGCAGAGUUCAGAUUUGUUUGAAUUGCUGACAUGUGUUGUACUCGGAUUAAGAACAUUGCUGUUUUUUUAACCCUUCUUUUUGGUGGUGUUACUCAAACCGGUAUUGACAAGGCUUGUCCCAAAGCAGGAUCAACAUCCCUCUACCCAUUGAGCUAUUGUGCUGGUUAUUGUUAAUUGCUUACUUCAUGUCCAAAUAAACACGACAAGUAUUUAAAAUUAAUGUUGCAAAUUUAUUUUUUGGUGGGAACGUGGCAGUGAUAUUCAGGCACUGGUCAUUUUCAAAAUGAGCAUAGGUACCAUUUUAAACUACUCUCUAGUAAUAAUAAACUUGCACUUAUGUUUAGAGUGUAUGCAUGUCCCUGCAAUCGGUUACUUUAUGUUAUUCAACAGAAUGGAGCCUGCAAAUAAUACACGUUCUGUGAAUCCAAACUUGCCAAAAACAACUUGCCAUAAUGUUAAAUAAUAAAAGGGAUUGAUUAAGAAUUUCACUGGUAUAUGAAGGCCUCUAAAAUACCGCCACUCGUGGCCCUACGAUGGAACAAUCCACCUGCAAUUCUGCUAAAUCGAAUUUAAGCGAGUUGAAAAAUACAACACAAUCGUGUAGCUAACAUUGUUUAUUAUACCAAAGACGUAACUUUACCUUUAACAUUGAAGGCUAAACAUAACUAUAAAAUAUAAAGGUACAAUCUGUAUUCACAUAUGUACAUAAUUUUUCAUUUCUGUCAAAUUACAAAAUUGCAGUUUUUUGUACUUGAUAUUUUUCGAACGAAAACGACUAAGUACUUGUACAUAUAACAACAAGCAUGUACAGAUCAUAUGCAAGGCCAUGUGUAACAGAACGUGAGUGUCAAAUGGGAUGUUGAACCACAAUGAGAUGAUCCAUGUUGGCUUUAAAUAUAAACCUGGUCUAACGUGCCAACAUUUCUCAAUUGCAACUUUUCGUGCCCACAUCCCAUGGUUUCCAUUGCUGCCAAUCGACGUGCAUGUGCAGCGGAACGCAUUCCCGUUGAACAGAUGAUUGGGGAAAUGUAGGAGUGUUGCACCAGCUGUGGCGAAUGGCGAGACACUGACGCGUGCUUUAAUAAAUGAUGAGGGCU